CUCUUUCCACGUGGCGUUAAUACUGAGCCCCAAGUUUCGACAGUCGGUUCACAUCGGACGAUAGAUAUAUUUUCGAGUACUUUAUAUAGCCCGUGGUAUCUCUAUGAGUCCAGCGCCUUUCAACUUUUCUGCCUCGGUCCACUUACGAGAGCCCGACAAUCUUUCCUCGCAAUGACACCGUCCUCUGUUAUGACCCCCACCGCCCCAGACAUUCGCAACUUAUCCUCCACGGAUGUGCGACGACCCGGCCCUCCAGACAAUGACGACAAAUCCAUCGUCUCGCAGAUGAUUGAAGACGCGAUCAUAGAUAUCGAGCAUAUGCCCGUUCAUGACGAUCCACGAGAGUGGUCAAGACUUCGCAAGAACUUCAUACUGGCUGUGAUAUGCUCGGGCUCAAUGAUCGCCGGGUUUGGCGCCAGUAUACAAAAUCCUGCGAACGAAGAGAUGGAGAGAGACCUGCCUGCAACGAGCGGGGAGAUAAGUUGGAGUCUAUCGCUGUUCAUCCUCAUGCAAGGGAUUACUCCUCUUCUUUGGAGCUCUAUCAGUGAAGUGAAGGGCCGCCGAUUUGUUUAUCUCAUUUCACUUCUCAUAUUUACUGUUGGCUCGAUUGUCGUCGCCACGAGCAAGACCAUUGGCUUGGUGAUAGGAAUGCGCGGUGUGCAAGCACUGGGGUCAAGUGCCGUUAUAACUAUCGGUGCGGCUAGUCUCGCAGAUAUAUUUGACCCAGUGGAGAGGGGCACGAAGAUGGGCAUAUACUACAUUUCCCCUCUGCUUGGGCCAUCCCUAGGACCCGUCUUUGGCGGAAUCCUUACGACGGGAUUCAGCUGGCGUGCUCCGUUUUGGUUCCUGACCAUCUUAGCCGGCACCGUUUUCUUGUGCUUCUUGUUCUUCUUUAAAGAUACGUUCCGGAAGGAACGAAGCUUUGCGUACCAGGCCGUGCUGAAGCGUCUUUUGAAAGAACGGGCUGAGAAUCUGAGGAGGGAGAAAAUUUCGCAGACUAAGCUGGUAGAACAGAAUGACAAGAAUGAAAUAGCAGAAAACGAGAGCCCUGUCGCGACUGUUGACGUAGAGAAGCAGGAGCCAACAUUGCAAACCGAUACAUUGGCUCUUCCUGUCAUAACGCUCACCUUGAAGGAUGUCGCUCCCAUUGGCACAUCAUGGCUGGUCAUCCGGCGGUGGAACAACUUCAUACUAUUGCUGGCUUCCGGUAUACUAUUCUCGUACUCCUUUACCGUGGUAUACACGACCUCUCGCACCCUGGGGAAUGCUUAUGGAUACGAUGCGCUAUACACAGGCCUCGUGUUGCUCUCUUACGGACUAGGUUCUAUGGCAGGGAGUAUACUAGGAGGCCGCUACUCUGAUCACGAGCUAGCAAGGCUUACAAGAGAGAAUGGUGGUAGAAGCAGCCCGGAAAUGCGCCUCAACAGCACACUGCAUGGACUUUGGCUUUUCCCCGUUUCCGUUGUAGGAUUUGGGUGGGUGUUGGAACGACAUGUGCAUAUUUCGGGGGUAUGUGCAAUGCUGUUUUUAUCUGGAUGUUUUGCAAUUUAUGUUUUUUCGAGCGAAUUGGCAUACCUUGUAGAUGCCAACGUAGGUCGUUCAUCCAGUGCUGUCGCUUUUAACAGUUUAUUCCGUGGAAUUGCGUCUUUUAUUGCGAUAGAGAUUGCGGUUCCUGUUCAGGAUGCGCUUGGUGAUGGUUGGAUGUACACUAUAUUUGGUAUUAUACAGGUGAUCAGCGGACUGUUGGUGUUACUGGUAAGAGUAAAGGGGAAGAAGUGGAGAACACAAGCAGAAGCUCGCGAAGCUCAGGCAGCACAAAAGUCAGCUAUGUAAUGCCGACGCCGAUACGUCAUCAAGAAACCAUUCUCACUCAUAAAAUGGUCCAAGGCGUAGAAUAGAGGCCUGGUGCAAAGAUCUUGG
Desarmillaria tabescens is the source of this 1920-nucleotide messenger RNA. Its product is annotated as vacuolar DHA amino acid exporter. Lineage: Eukaryota; Fungi; Basidiomycota; Agaricomycetes; Agaricales; Physalacriaceae. Gene Ontology annotation, cellular component: plasma membrane. Gene Ontology annotation, biological process: transmembrane transport. The record is from RefSeq and is a predicted model, not a curated record. Bases 172 to 1833 code for a protein of 553 amino acids. Gene Ontology annotation, molecular function: transmembrane transporter activity. The transcript has 14 exons.